Messenger RNA from Rodentolepis nana, 768 nucleotides. The record is from the annotation of a GenBank genome assembly. NCBI's taxonomy places the organism in Eukaryota, Metazoa, Platyhelminthes, Cestoda, Cyclophyllidea, Hymenolepididae.
AUGGGGGGAAAGUCCUCCAAGCUUGUUAUAACUCCUGAGAAUGCUGAAACGGCUGCCGACGUUGCCACGGCAGCUAUCACACCGUUGAAAUCCAAUGGGGAGAAUGGAAAUGGGGAGGUCAUAUCUCCUAUCAAUGUAGCUGAGUCCAAUGGUGUUUGUGAAGGUGCUGGGGAUGCUACAACCGAUAUCCCGCAUGACUCAAGCAUUACAGAAACCAAACUGAAAAAGCCGAAUCCCAUUAACUGGAUUCAAAAGAAGAUCUCUUUUAAAAAGGUAAAGACCCCGAAGAAGCCUGCAGUUACUGACGAGAAUACAACUGAACCCGUUUCUGAAGAGUCCCAACCAGUUAUCACAGAGGAAAAGGAGGAGGAAAAAGCUCCAUCUUCGGCAGAAACUGGUGAUGUUCAGGUUCAGUCUGAAGAGGUUCCAAAGGCUGAUCAAGGAACCGUCAUUCCAGAAACUCUUGAAAUAGAGCAAACAGCUGAAACAGUUAUAGAGAUUAGUCCUUCAAUCGAAGAAGUUCAGAUCAAUGCUGGCAAGGAACAAUUUGUUGAAGAGGAAGAGCCUAAUGAAGAGGAGGAAGAAGUUGAGCAGAACGGCGACAUGUCUUCUCAGGAACCGGUUCUAACAGAAUUAGAGUCGUGUGAUACCGAUAUGGGUGUUUCUGCAAAGAUUUCCAAUUUUGCUAAUGGAGCUGUGGAAUCGCUUUCAAAUGGCAAUGAAAUUCAUCUAAACGGUGACACUGUUAUUCCUCCUGAUGAGAGCUAG